ACUCACUGCGCCUGCGCAGAGCGGAGAGGAAAGGCGGGGCCUUGGGUAAGAUGGCGGCGGCUGCUGCCGGUGUGGGCCGCCUUGAGGAAGAGGCACUGCGGAGGAAAGAACGGCUGAAAGCCCUCCGGGAGAAAACCGGGCGCAAGGAUAAGGAAGACGGGGAGCCACAGACCAAGCAGCUCAGAGAAGAGGAAGAAGAAGAUGGGAAGCACAGGGGACUCAGGCUUCGGAACUACGUCCCAGAGGAUGAGGGCCUGAAGAGGAGGAGGGUCCCCCAGGCCAAACCAGUUGCAGUGGAGGAGAAGGUGAAGGAGCAGCUAGAGGCAGCCAAGCCAGAGCCCGUCAUCGAGGAAGUGGACCUGGCCAACCUGGCACCCCGGAAACCUGAUUGGGAUCUCAAGAGAGAUGUGGCCAAGAAGUUGGAGAAACUAGAAAAGCGGACCCAGAGAGCCAUCGCUGAGCUGAUCCGUGAACGACUAAAAGGCCAGGAAGACAGCCUGGCCUCUGCAGUGGAUGCCACCACUGGACAAGAGGCCUGUGACUCUGACUGAGGUGUUCUACGCGUCACGUUUGUUCAGCACAUAUGUCCUGCGGGAAGAUGGUCUUAGGCGAGGGUGGGUUUAGGCUGGCCAGCACUUCCUGGCCUCAGGGACUAAGCCAGCCCUGUCAGGUCGCAGCCUGUAUGGGGGGAGACCAGCUUGUCUCCAGGUUUGUACAUAAGUAUGUAUAUUGAGCUUUUUUUUUUUUUUUUAAGUUCUGGAAAUAGAGACAAAUAAACUCCCAUGUAGUAGA
This is a messenger RNA of Phodopus roborovskii (desert hamster), 792 nucleotides long. It is a transcript of the gene Ccdc12, whose product is annotated as coiled-coil domain containing 12. Gene Ontology annotation, cellular component: U2-type spliceosomal complex; post-mRNA release spliceosomal complex. The record is from RefSeq and is a predicted model, not a curated record. The coding region runs from base 51 to 551 and encodes 166 amino acids. Lineage: Eukaryota; Metazoa; Chordata; Mammalia; Rodentia; Cricetidae. The transcript is spliced from 7 exons.